Molecule: messenger RNA, 978 nt
Organism: Ostertagia ostertagi
Lineage: Eukaryota; Metazoa; Nematoda; Chromadorea; Rhabditida; Trichostrongylidae
Source: the annotation of a GenBank genome assembly
AUGGUUGCCGUGUUAAGGGUUCCCUUGUUGAGAAAGGCUUUUUGUCUCCGGGCCUGCAGCACCAAUGCGGCUCAAGCCGCCACCAACCUGGCACCAGGUGUAAGGCCGGUGGAACGUAUCAGGAAUAUCGGUAUUUCGGCGCAUAUUGAUUCUGGCAAAACUACCUUAACAGAACGGAUUCUUUUCUAUGCUGGAAGAAUCGACUCCAUGCAUGAAGUUCGCGGUAAAGAUGAAGUUGGUGCCACCAUGGACUUCAUGGAAUUGGAACGGCAACGUGGUAUCACUAUUCAGUCGGCGGCCACCUACGUUGAUUGGCAUGGGACAAAUAUCAACAUCAUUGACACUCCUGGUCACGUUGAUUUUACUGUAGAAGUGGAACGUGCUCUACGUGUCCUUGAUGGUGCUGUGCUGGUUCUCUGCGGAGUUGGCGGGGUACAAUCACAGACAUUCACCGUCAACAGACAGCUGAGCAGGUACAACGUGCCUUUUAUCUGUUUCGUAAACAAAAUGGAUCGUACGGGUGCCACUCCACUUCGUGCCCUAGAUGGUCUCCGCAACAAGCUGAAACACAAUGCGGCUCUCAUCCACCUCCCUAUUGGAAAGGAUUCUGGCUUCCGAGGAAUUGUGGAUUUGAUCGAGGAGCGAGCCAUGUACUAUGAAGGAGAUGAAGGUCUCACUGUGAGGGUGGAUGAUGUACCUCAAGACAUGCGAGCACAAGUGAAGGAUUUUAGGCAGGAACUGAUCGUUCUUACUGGAUCAGCUCUGAAGAACAAAGGUGUACAAACAAUGAUUGAUUCAGUAGUGCGUUAUCUUCCCAAUCCCAGCGAAGUAGCUGGGAAGUACGGACAGCUCACUUAUUUCCGUGUGUAUCAAGGCCAACUAAAUAAGGGUGACACUAUUUAUGCUUCCAAAGAUGGUCGUCGAGUCCGAGUACAGCGAUUAGUUCGAAUGCAUGCUGCUGAAAUGGAGGAAAUUUAA